Molecule: messenger RNA, 5519 nt
Organism: Dicentrarchus labrax (European seabass)
Lineage: Eukaryota; Metazoa; Chordata; Actinopteri; Moronidae
Product: ephrin-A2-like
Exons: 4
Coding region: 852-1508 (218 amino acids)
Biological process (GO): ephrin receptor signaling pathway; osteoclast differentiation; axon guidance
Cellular component (GO): plasma membrane
Molecular function (GO): ephrin receptor binding
Source: RefSeq, a predicted model, not a curated record
GGAGAGAGAGAGAGAGAGAGAGCAGAGGGGGGAACACCGUCAAUCAGAAGCUCCGCCCCCCCGGGACGCACCGGAGCAGCAGUGAGGACUGAGCCGGUAACGGAGCCAAACGCUCCUCCUGCAGCUCCAAAACUUUACCUCACAUUGUUCUUUGUUCUCCUCUCUGGUCCCGCUCAGCUCAGCUCGGCUCGGUUCGGUUCGGUUCGGUUCAGUUCGGUCUGCAGCGGCAGAUGGAAGAAAGCGAACCCCGGAAAGUUUGAGUCCGGGGGCAGAGAUCCCGGAGACCCGGUCCUGAACUUCCAGACGGAGAGUAGCGGGAAGGUCGGGACGCAUCGCGGGGCUCCGGGGUGCAGCUCCGGGUCCAGCUCCGGGUCCAGCUCCGGGUCCAGCUCGGUGGUCUGAGCUCGUCCAGACUCUGAAGCGGUUACAUAAGAGACACAAAGAGGACUAACAGAUCCUGAAUGAGGGUCUGAUCCGGACUCUGCUCUGCGCGUAAAUGUUGGGCUGAGUUCAGGACGCACAUGGACGGACUGGUUCCCGGUCUGCACACGGUCCUGCUGCGGGUCUGAUCCGGUUCUGAUUGAGUGAAAAUGAAACUUUUGGACUGCUGGUCCUCCCGGACGCGGAUCUGGACGAAUUCCCCGGUUUUCCAGGACGAACCGUCUCCGUGAAGGUUUCCCUCCUCACUCACAAUAACAUGGAUUAAUGUCGCUCUGCCUGCUGGGAAAUUAUCAGUUAAACGCGAGAGAGCGGGAGAAUGAAGCUGAUAAUCGAUGAGUAUUGAGUAUUGAUCCGGAUCCGCAGAGAUUAAAUCCACAUUCCUCCACGCGCUCACAACACAAGAGACGCGGAUGUUCGCGGGGACGCAGCGCGCCGCUCCGCCGCACAUGGAGCUCUCCGGGCGGCCGCUGCUGCUGCUCGGCCUCCUGCUCCGGCUCUGCUCCGCAGUCACCGACGACCGACUCAUCUCAGACCGGUACGCGGUCUACUGGAACAGCUCCAACCCCAGGUUCUUUCGAGGCGAGUACACGGUGGAGGUGGCGAUCAACGACUACCUGGACAUCUACUGUCCGCACUACGAGGUGGCGGAGUCCGCCGAGCGCAUGGAGCACUACGUGUUGUACAUGGUGACCUACGACGGCUACACAACCUGCGACCACCACAGGAAGGGCUUCAAACGCUGGGAGUGCAACCGGCCGCAGAGCCCCAACGGACCACUCAAGUUCUCCGAGAAGUUCCAGCUCUUCACUCCUUUCAGCCUGGGCUUCGAGUUCAGACCCGGACACGAGUACUACUACAUCUCGUCUCCACAUCCAAACCUGGCUGGGAAACCGUGUCUGAAGCUGAAGAUCUACGUCAAACCAACCAAUGACUCAGUGUACGAGUCGCCGGAGCCUUUCCUGACAGACGACACUACCGGUGGCUGCAGCCUCGCUCUGCCCCGCCUCUCCCUGCUGUCCGCCAUGUUGCUCGCCCUCUUCCUCAUCCUCCUCUUCGCCUCCUCAUAGCACCUCCUCCUCCUGCUGCUGCUCCUCCUCUUCUCCUGUUCUUCUUCCGGUGGGGCCGAGCUCCGUCCUCCUCCCGUCGACCGGCCCGAGGCAGGAAACAAAUCCAGCUCCCUCUCUCUGACCUCUGAACGACACUCAGCCAAUCAGAGGAGGCUGAGGUCAGCGGUGGGAGGAGCCUGCUGGUUGGAGGUUCGCUGGGACUCCAUUGACUCCCACGUUAGACUGAUACAUCAAAUAAUCACCUGCAUUAUUCAUAUUUAAACAUUAAUAUAAAAUCCAUCUCAUGCAGAUUUGAAUUCUGCUGCCAAAAUAAUGAAAUAAAAAACUACAAAUACAUUUUCUACAAAAGCCUUUUUUAAAACUGGAAGAAAUAAACCAAACUUAAAGGACCAUUUCAGCAAUUUAACGUUGACGCUACAAAUCAGCAGAGACCCCAAAGUAACAGUUAUUAAUGAUUAUUAAUAGUUAUUAAUUGUUGUUAAUAGUUAUUCAUUGUUAUUAAUUAUUAAUAGUUAUUCAUUGUUAUUAUUUGGUGCACACACGAUAAAGAUCUACUCUGAUCAUAUGUGAACAAAAUAUAAAAUAAGUUCUGUAGUGAUGAAACCUGAAGUUAACUUCCUGGUUCCUUCCACAAAAAGCCAAUGAGAUUGCGCCAUUGACAACCUUCACUUUAUGAUUUCUUCUAUCUUUAAAGCUACGAGCUAACGUAGCUUUAAAGAUAAGUUAGAAUAGUUUGAGAGAGCAUAAACACAACAAGGCUUUAAAGACGGACAAGCGAGCAGAUCCGUCUCUGUUUUAAUGUCACUACAACCUUUGUAGUCUCCUUUAGACACGUAGAAGCUUCGACAUUGACAGGUGGAGUUUACUGACGGGUUUAUGACGUAGAAGAAAACGUGAAAAUAUCGUAAGCUUGUGUGAACCACAGACCGUAUUUCAGACAUCUAACCAAAAACCCUUUGACUUUGUUGCAAACUGCAAACUCGGUUCAGGGUUUUAGGACAACAAUAAAGAUAGAGUUAAUGUUGUCUGUGAUUAUACAACAAAAGCACGUUUCAACAGUCUCCUUGUUCAGUUAAGUUCAUUAACUCAAUGGCUGCCUGUACUUCCAAUAUCUGGCUCAAUAUAUUGCAAAGAGGUUAUUCUCUUAUUCACGACAUUAAUCACUUGAAUGAUCUAAAAUCUACAAUAGCUUUUGUGACUUUUUAGAGGUUUUAGAAAUAAACAUAAUUUAGAGUUAAGCAGCUAAAACUUACAAACUCACUGAUUUGGUCUUUUUGUGCGAGAUCUCAGACUUAAUAUCAAAUCAAUAAAAACUCAAUAAACGAUCAUUUAAAUCAGGAAAUAUCUGAAAAGUAUCAGACCAAUCGAUCAGGUAAAGACAUUGUUUCCGCUCACUCAAACAUCCUUCCAGGUUCUGAGUGAAGGGUUGAAUAUUGAUCCCAGAGGAGUCAGUGGAGUCCGGCUGCAGUCUGAACUCAUCGGGCUGAUUGUGAUCUGGACUCCAUCAGGAUCCGGUCUGAGGGAAGACCAGCAGAAACAGACUCUCUGUUUGUCCUGGAAACAUCUCACCUUCACCUCCAGACCUCCUGAUGGUUACACUCACAGAACUGAACUCUGAUUGGUUCAGAGAGAUCCAGGAUCCAUAUCUGAGCAGAUUGUCUCAUAUUUUUAUUACAUAUAUUAUUUUUGUGUAAUUUUGACUAAAGCAACUUUAGGAUUAUUUUCAUUAUCAAUCAAUAUAUCCAUUGAUUAUAGACUAUUAAUCAAUUUGCCAACAGCUGUACAAAAUAAGUGAAGUGAUUCUUUUAAACAGUUUAUUCAAACACUGAGAUUCUUUUCAUUUUUUAACUGUAAAUGUAGAAGAUACUAAAUAUUAUUACUCAAAGUACUCUGAGGUCUGUGGCUACCAACGCUAACACUGGUGGGAGGAGCUAACGUAGCUUUAAACACUGGUGGGAGGAGCUAACGUAGCUUUAAACACUGGUGGGAGGAGCUAACAUAGCUUUACACACUGGUGGGAGGAGCUAACAUAGUUUUAAACACUGGUGGGAGGAGCUAACGUAGCUUUAAACACUGGUGGGAGGAGCUAAUGUAGCUUUAAACACUGGUGGGAGGAGCUAACGUAGCUUUAAACACUGGUGGGAGGAGCUAACAUAGCUUUACACACUGGUGGGAGGAGCUAAUGUAGCUUUAAACACUGGUGGGAGGAGCUAACAUAGCUUUACACACUGGUGGGAGGAGCUAAUGUAGCUUUAAACACUGGUGGGAGGAGCUAACAUAGCUUUACACAUUGGUGGGAGGAGCUAACGUAGCUUUAAACACUGGUGGGAGGAGCUAAUGUAGCUUUAAACACUGGUGGGAGGAGCUAACGUAGCUUUAAACACUGGUGGGAGGAGCUACCGUAGCUUUAAACACUGGUGGGAGGAGCUAACAUAGCUUUAAACACUGGUGGGAGGAGCUAACAUAGCUUUACACACUGGUGGGAGGAGCUAAUGUAGCUUUAAACACUGGUGGGAGGAGCUAAUGUAGCUUUAAACACUGGUGGGAGGAGCUAAUUGAUUAAAGAUCAAUGAAACAUGCUGAUUGAUCAGAUAAGCUAAUGUAGCUUUAGAUCAAUGACAGACUGAGUAUCAGAACAAAGAGAGUAACUAAACUCUUGUACAGCUUCUUAAACUAAUUAAUUAUUAAUUAUUAAUUAUUAAGUUCUCUGUAAAAUCUCAGCUGUGAUUUGAAAACGACUCAAAUCCUAAUUUUAAAAUAAAACAGGAUGAAUUGUUGAUGAAGCAGAAGAUUAACUUUCUGAUAACUCAUUAACUUUGUGGCUCAUUUCUGUGACUGUAAUCAUCAUCUUCAUCUUCAUCAUCAUCUUUAAUAUAAAAAUAAACUCUCUCUCUCUCUCUCUCAUUCGUUCCCUUUGUCUCUCGCCCACCUGAAGCCCUCGUUUCUGUAAAUCUGCCAAAGACUAAACUUUUCUAUCGGUCAUACAGCAGCUACAGGAGAUCCUCUAGGCCCCGCCCACGUCUGCUACAAGAGGGCGGGGUUACGCGAAGGGGAGGAGUCACAACAUUUAUUUUCUAAAUUGUGUUUUGUUGUAAAAAUAAAAACGAAUGUUAAUGCGCAAAACAAAAUCAAUCAAAAAUGGCCUUUUUCCCUCUGGUGCUGAAUUUUAGAGACUGAUUGUUUUCUGGGGAAACAGCGACACCGUGUGGUCGAGAAGACGUUUUUUUUUUCUCUUCAUCUCUUCAUACCAUCCGUCCGUCACUGCUGACAGACGGGAGGCGUGUCCUUGUGUGUGGACGAGCAGGGGCAUGCUGGGAAAUGCAGUAUAAAAAGAAGGGCACUGUGACGAUGUAGCACUUGGACUCUUUCAGAGAGCAACGGUUGUUUUUACGUUUGUGUUUAAAAAAUGAGAGAAAUUCAUAUAAGAUAUGAAGGAAUCAGUCAGAUGUUUGUUGUUGUUGUUGUUGUUGUUGUUGUUUUUCUCCUUUAUGUUCCUGCUUGCAGCACAAUGCAUUCUGGUCCCUGUAGUCCUGUGCUUUCUGGUUCUGUUGAUGAGUUCAGUGGGUUCUUCAUCCUUUUUCUUCGUUGGUUUUCGUGUGGGUAGAAUCUGUUGUUUGUGGCGUAAGAAAAAAGCUGAAGGAAGAAAAAAGUUGUGGUUUUGUUGGCGGGAGUGAGACCUCCCUCUGUCUCGCCGUCUCUGAGAGGAAAAUGUUUUUUACAUCCGUCUGCAUAUUCUCUUCUCUGAAAGACAAAACAAUCAGUUUUUGUAUAUUUUCUUAUUGGAUGCUUAUUAUAAAGUUAAAGAAUGCAUUUAUCUGAUUGGCUGAAAAGCUAACGAGGGGUCAGAGGUCGUCGGGCCUCUUCAGGACAUUUCUUUCUGCGCUGCAUGAGCAGAAAAAAUAAAAAUACAUUUACUGGAUUUACUUUGAAGACAAAACUGAGAGAAAAUGUUACAAACUGUUUGAAUCUGUGUUUGAUAAAUUCACCAAUAAAAAAAUGUUCCACUAAAAA